GCUAGAAUAAGCAUAUUCGGAGCCACACUAGUACUCCAUUUUCCCUCCCCUCUCUCUAUAUCUUCUUUCUCUCUCCUCUUCCGUUGAUCAGUUAUAGCUCAGAUUUAACUGUAAAAAUGGUGCAUAACAGAUCAUAAAACCCCUAAUUUCAUAUUUUUUUGAUGGGUUUCCUUCGUUAGACCUAGGUUUAUUUAGUAGUUUGCUAGUUUAUGAAGCCUCCUUGGCCUCGUUGUCCGCUUUUUUGGGGUAAUUUUUUGCAACCCUAAAUUUUCGGUUAUUUGAGUUAACUAUUUGCUCAUUUUGCCCAUUUUGUGAUUUGGGAAAAGUUUGCCCCUUUUUCAUCCCCACGUUUGUUACUGCCAUUUUCCUUUGGAUUUCAAACUAAAUCAUAUUUGGUAUUGAUUUCCAUAAGUUCAAUCUUUUUCACUGUUCAUUUCAAAGAUCCUUGCGAUAUAAGGGCUAUCAAUAAUUAUAUUAAGAACAGUUAGAAAAGAUGGAUAUUGCAGAGUUGGAAGAAAAUCUAUUUGCAAUUAGUGAUGCCAAGUUACAUGGAGGCAUGUGCAAGAUUCUAUCCAAUAUAUACUGUAAAGUCUUGAAUAUAUUUCCGGCUCUUGAAGCGGCACGCCCACGCAGUAAAUCAGGAAUACAAGCAUUAUGUUCUCUGCACGUGGCGCUUGAAAAAGCGAGAAAUCUCUUACAACAUUGUUCAGAGUGUAGCAAAUUAUACCUGGCUAUAACGGGAGAUUCUGUAGUUUUGAAGUUCGAGAAGACAAAAUGUGCACUUAUGGACAGUCUUAAACGAGUAGAAGAUAUUGUUCCACAAUCUAUUGGUUGUCAGGUUCAACAGAUUGUUAGUGAAUUGGACGAGACCGUUUUCUCCCUUGAUCCGUCAGAGAAACAAGUUGGCGAUGACAUAAUUGUGUUGCUCCAGCAGGGUAGAAAAUUCGAUGACAAUUCUAAUGACAAUAGUGAACUUGAGUCUUUCCACCAAGCGGCAUCUAGACUUGGUAUAACUUCUUCUCGUACUGCUCUUGCCGAAAGACGAUCUCUUAAGAAACUCAUAGAGAAAGCUCGAAUAGAGGAAGACAAGCGGAAAGAAUCAAUUGUGGCCUACCUUUUACAUCUUAUGCGGAAAUAUUCAAAGUUGUUUAGAAGUGAUUUGGGUGACGAUCAGGAUUCCCAAGGUUCUGGACCUUGUUCACCCACAGUCCAAGGAUCUUCUGAAGACGGUCUUGCUUGCAACGGAAGGGCAUUUGACCGUCAACUAUCAAAAAUUAGUUCUUUUAAUUUUAGGCCGUCUUUCUCUUUUAGGGCGAUUAGGAAAUCUGAUCACGUACCUGUUCCACCGGAAGAACUCAGAUGUCCAAUCUCAUUGCAACUCAUGUUUGACCCAGUCAUCGUUGCAUCGGGACAGACAUACGAAAGGAUUUGCAUUGAGAAGUGGUUCAGUGAUGGGCAUAAUACAUGCCCUAAGACCCAGCAACAACUCUCUCAUCGCUGUUUGACUCCUAAUUAUUGCGUAAAGGGCCUUAUUGCUAGCUGGUGCGAGCAAAAUGGUGUUACUAUUCCUUGUGCGCCUCCCGAUUCUCUCGAUCUAAAUUACUGGAGGCUCGCAUUGUCGGAUAGGGAGUCAACACAGUGUAGGUACGAGGACAGUACCAAUUCGGGAAACAUGAAGGGGGCCGAGGUGGUAAUUCAUGAAAAUAACAUCAUUGAAGAGAUUGAAGGGAAUGAAGGUGAAAGUACGGGUGAGCAGGAUGAUGGCGAAAAUGUUUUUCGUAAAUGUGAGAACUUUUUGACUAUUUUACAAGGGGAGGAAGAUUUGAGAACCAAGCUGAAAGUCGCAGAGCAGAUACGAGGGUUGUUAAAAGAUGAUGAAGAAGCAAGGAUGUUUAUGGGUGCCCAUGGGUUUGUUGAAGUGCUUGUCGGCUUUGUCAAAUUUGCACUUAGUGAAAGGAAUGAUUUGGCCUUGGAGGUGGGAGCAAUGGCACUCUUCAAUCUUGCUGUUAACAAUAACAGAAAUAAGGAGUUAAUGUUACACGCACAGGUCAUCCCUGUGCUGGAGGAGAUGGUUGCGGAUCCUGAUUCUCAUGGAUUGGCAGCUGCUCUCUAUCUAAACCUUUCAUGCCUAGAUGAAGCAAAACCCGUGAUCGGUUCAAGCAAGGCAGUUUCCUUUUUAAUCAAGCUUCUCGUUACCAAAACCGAUCCACAAUGGAAACUGGACGCUCUUCAUGCUCUAUUUAACAUUUCAACGUGCCCAUCCAAUAUUCCGAAUCUCCUUCAAUCGGGUAUAAUCAAUGGUUUACUUCUGCUUCUGGUUGAACCCCGAGAUCCGACAUGGACUGAAAAGUCAAUUGCCGUUCUAAUAAACUUGGCAUCAAACAAUACGGCAAAAGAUGCAAUCUCAAUAGCCCCUAGACUUGUAAGCGCACUUGCUUCUAUAAUGGACAUGGGCGAGCCUAUCGAGCAAGAACAAGCCGUUUCAUGUCUGUUGGUUCUGUGCAACGGUAAUGACAAGUGCUGUCAAAUGGUUUUACAAGAAGGGGUAAUUCCGUCCUUGGUAUCAAUUCAAGUCAACGGGACAGCUCGAGGGCGAGAGAAGGCUCAGAAGCUUCUGAUGCUAUUCCGGGAGCAGAGGCAGCGGGAAUCAUCUCCUCAACCAGUAAACCGUUCUCCUUCAGUGCGAGAAUUUACAGCUCACGUCCAGCCUCCGGACCUUAAGCCACUAAGUAAAUCGAUCAGUGAGAAGGUACUGCCACUCCUCGAACAGAAGCCCCUCGGCAAAGCAGCUUCACGAAGGAAAAUGGGUAAGACGUUUAGUUUCUUUGGGAAACGAAAGACCGUCUCAGGUCCUCAGUUAUAACAGCCAUAAUCCUAUCUCUCGGUCUUUUGCGUUUUGUACUAAAACAAUGUAAAUUUGUCUUGUAUCUUCUUGUAAUCUUCCUUUGCCCUAAGCUUUUGGGCAACUCCCAUUUUUGGUUCUUCUAAACAGAGGAAGAGAUGUACAGAUCCAUCAAUGUAAUAGCAUUACUCUCUAUAUAUGCAUGUUUUCAGGGCAGAAAUACAUGUAAAAGAGUUUUAUGAUAGGUUUGCCUUAGAAAAACUCUUUAAGAUGUUUCGUAUCGUAUUAGCAUUACUCUAUUUAUGAUAGUUUUCGUUACGAAGUUUGUUGAUCGAUUCCUGAAGCGAACUCCCAAGAAGUUAAAGCUGUUUAUGAGGCGAGCUGGUUGUUCAAUUAUCUUGAGUGG
This is a messenger RNA of Amaranthus tricolor (Joseph's coat), 3248 nucleotides long. Its product is annotated as U-box domain-containing protein 45-like. Gene Ontology annotation, molecular function: protein binding; ubiquitin-protein transferase activity. Gene Ontology annotation, cellular component: nucleus; cytoplasm. Gene Ontology annotation, biological process: protein ubiquitination. Bases 494 to 2863 code for a protein of 789 amino acids. Lineage: Eukaryota; Viridiplantae; Streptophyta; Magnoliopsida; Caryophyllales; Amaranthaceae. The transcript is spliced from 6 exons. The record is from RefSeq and is a predicted model, not a curated record.